Molecule: messenger RNA, 759 nt
Organism: Plenodomus lingam JN3
Lineage: Eukaryota; Fungi; Ascomycota; Dothideomycetes; Pleosporales; Leptosphaeriaceae
Source: RefSeq, a predicted model, not a curated record
AUGCUUUCCAAAGCCACCAUCCUUUCUAUCCUCCUCUUCACCACCUCCUCCACCCUCGCCCUCCCGAGACCUCAGGGUGCCAAUAUCACCGAGCUCGUCGAACGCGAUUCUCAGGCCGGUGGCGCCAAUGGAAGGAACACGAUUCGCCGUGACGUCCCAGUCGUGCUCGAUGAGGCUGAGCUGAUUGACGUUGCCGAGCUGGUUGAGAAGCGCCAGACUGCUGAAGCCAAACCUGCGCCAACCCAGCCAGCUCCAAUCCGGCAAUCUGCUGAAGUCCGACCUGCGCCAACCCGGCCAGCUAAGCGCGAUCUUGAGAGGCGCCAGACUGCUGAAGCCAAACCCGCGCCAACCAAGCCAGCUCCAAUCCGGCAAUCUGCUGAAGUCCGACCUGCGCCAACCCGGCCAGCUAAGCGCGAUCUUGAGAGGCGCCAGACUGCUGAAGCCAAACCCGCGCCAACCAAGCCAGCUCCAAUCCGGCAAUCUGCUGAAGUCCGACCUGCGCCCACCCAGCCAGCUAAGCGCGAUCUUGAGAGGCGUCAGUCUAUUGAAGUCCGGCCAACUGCUGAAGUCCGACAGUCUGCUGAAGUCCAGCCAACUGCUGAAGUCCGGCCCGCGCCAUCACAGCAGGCAAAGCGCAAUGUUGAGAGGCGUCAGGCUCCUGAACCUACUCCUGCACCCCAACCUACUCCUGCACCCCAACCUAAUCCUGCACCCCAACCUACCCCUGCACCCCAACCUACUCCUGUCAUUGCAGCUUGA